Fusarium musae is the source of this 1842-nucleotide messenger RNA. It is a transcript of the gene TRF2, whose product is annotated as Transcription elongation factor SPT4. Gene Ontology annotation, molecular function: RNA polymerase II cis-regulatory region sequence-specific DNA binding. Gene Ontology annotation, biological process: regulation of transcription by RNA polymerase II; cell differentiation. The transcript has 3 exons. The record is from RefSeq and is a predicted model, not a curated record. Bases 1 to 1842 code for a protein of 613 amino acids. NCBI's taxonomy places the organism in Eukaryota, Fungi, Ascomycota, Sordariomycetes, Hypocreales, Nectriaceae.
AUGGCCACGGAGAUUGAACACCCCAUGGCCUUGGGCAAUGUCCCCGAGGUCACCACACCCAACUCAACAUCUUCACCAUCUGUCCCGACCCCUGUCUCAGCCUCCAUGAAAAAAGAGACACCAUCUCCCUCUGCCUCAGCCGCCAACAAUGCUUCCCGACGACCUCCCCGCAAGAGCACUCUCACCCAACAGCAAAAGAACCAGAAGCGACAGCGUGCUACACAGGAUCAAUUGACGACGUUGGAGAUGGAAUUCAACAACAACCCCACACCCACUGCCACCGUCCGUGAGAGAAUUGCCGAGGAAAUCAACAUGACCGAAAGGUCUGUUCAGAUUUGGUUCCAGAACAGUAGACGAGCAAAGAUUAAGCUGCUGGCCAAGAAGAGUCUGGAAACUGGCGAAGACAUCGACUCAAUUCCCGAGUCAAUGCGAGCUUAUCUCGCUAUGCAGGCCAUGGAAUCUGGCAAGGGUCUCGGCGGAAGUUAUCUCGGCCGUACUGGACUGCUCCCCUUUGGUCAUGGUAACAUGAUGCUCGGUGGCGAUCAGGGAGGUCAGGGCAAAGUUUUGAUUCAUCAUCUUACCUGCCGAUCCCUCAGCAUUGGAAAGUGGACUCGAGUUGGACAAAACACGAUGGAUCUCAUCAUUUUCUACUCACCCGACAAGUGCACCAUGACCUACUACAUCAACAACGAGCAGGCUGGCUACAAGAUCGAGUACCCCUUCUCUUCCAUCAAGAACAUUUUCCUCGAGAAUGGCGAAGGAGACCCAACUAAGCUUGGAGGGAUUGUCAUUGAGUUGAACAGGCCCCCCAACUUUUUCAUGGACUCAUCUCCCACCACCAACGGAUUCUUCCAGUGUGGUGAUUUCACAGAGGAUCUCCAGGCUACCCAGUGCUUGGUCCACCACCUCGGUGGAAACCCCAAGGUUCUCAGUGGCCAGCUCGCCAAGCUAGUUUCUCUCGAGUCCUUCAUGAACCGUCACAACCCUCACCCCUACAACGACCCUCACGUCCUCUCCGUCUCGGCUCCUGUCUCCCCGACCGCCCGACCCUCAUCUCAGCCCAGCUUUCAACCCCAUGUCGGCAUGUACCAGGAGCAGUGGGGUAUUCACCAGAUGCACUCUGGCAUGCGUCCUGGACCUGGCCACAAGCGUCAACGUUCGCGAUCAGUUCCUGGACCUGUUGAUUUCGCCAUGUUCCAGAACCAGCCGAUGCCUUCCUUCUACAUCCAACCUCCUGGAGAGAUGCCUCCUCCCCCUCCCCAGCACAACCCUCACAUCUUUGCGCCUAUUCCUCAGCCUCCUGGAAACAUGGCUCCUAAUCUGCGCAUUGAUACUCAGGCAGGAUUCGGCCUGGACAUGCGUCAAUACCCCAUGUCUGCCACCACUGCUUCUCCUGCCGAGUUUCCUCCCAGCCCAGGCUUCUUCCCCCCUGGUCCCGAGGUUCCUCAGUCAAGCUACAACACACCUUAUAGCCAUGGUUUCCUGUCACCAAUGGUUAACCCCGACACAGGUGUUCCCACUUCUGUUUCUCCUCUCCCAUUCAACAGCCCUGGCGAGCCUUCCAUCCUAGAGCAGUCGCCUCCCAUGUCAAUGAUGGGCCGCCCUGGCUCAGCUGAUUUGUAUCCCAUGAACGACGGAUCUUGUGCUGUUUCGGAGGACGGAGCGAGCCUGAAUGAGAUGUACUCCAAGCACACCAUCAACCUGCCCAUGCACACAACCUCGCCUGGUUUCGUGCAACACCAACAAGCAGACCUCGACAUGGAUCAGCUUGUGCAGUUUGACGCAGUUGACCCGUCAAGCCUAUCCCCCGAGGCAAUGCCCCAAGCUCACCAAGGAAACUAA